AAUAAUAAUAAUAAUAAUAAAAGUAGGAGGAGAACGUGUGGGCCCAGAAACGGUCUCUUCUUCUUCUAUUCUUCUUCUUCUUCUGUUUUCAGCGCAGCGAGAGGACUUAAUUAAAUUUCUCUCCUUUCUUCCUAAUCCCUCCCUCUUAUGGACUCUAAUUCUCAACCUCCUCCUUCAGCUAGCAAUCCUCCCCCAAAACCUUGGGAACGGGCAGGUUCGUCAUCUGGCCCUGCACCAUUCAAACCCCCAUCACCGGGAAGCACAAGCGACGUGGUUGAGGCUUCAGGAACUGCAAGACCUGGAGAAAUUGUUUCGACUUCCGAUCGGACUAACACCCUUAACAGAAACACUCUUUCUAGGCCUGUUCCUACAAGGCCUUGGGAGCAAAACUCCGGGACUAGCAAUACCUACGGGGGUUAUGGUUCUACCAUGAAUGGCGGAGUUGGAGGAAUGUAUGGGAGCUCAUAUGGUGGAGCAGGAGGAAUGUAUGGCAGCUCAUAUGGUGGAGCUGGAGGAAUGUAUGGAAGCUCAUAUGGUGGAGCUGGAGGAAUGUAUGGCAACAGCAUGUACAGAGGAGGAGGGUAUGGAGGGGGACUUUAUGGAUCUUCUGGAUUAUAUGGGGGUGGGUUGUACAAUGGUGGAAUGGGAGGGCAAAUGGGUGGCUAUGGGAUGGGCAUGGGUGGUCCUUAUGGAGCUGAAGAUCCAAAUAAUCCAUAUGGUGCUUCUCCAUCUCCUCCAGGAUUUUGGAUUUCAGUACUAAGGGUGAUGCAGGGUGUAGUAAACUUUUUCGGCCGCAUAUCAAUACUCAUUGACCAGAAUACACAAGCCUUUCAUUUGUUCAUGACUGCUCUUCUUCAGCUAUUUGAGCGCUCUGGCGUAUUGUAUGGAGAGCUUGCCAGAUUUGUAUUUAGGAUUCUAGGGAUCAAAACAAAGUCAAGGAAGGUUCACCAACUAGGUCCUGAUGGACGUCCACUUCCACUACCUGGACCUGGACACCAAAACCAGUACCAGAACCAGAACCCGAACUACAUCGAGGGACCUAAGGCUUCUGCCCCCGGUGCUUGGGACAAUGUUUGGGGAAAUGAGGCUGGUAACUAAUAAUGAAACCUGCUGAAACGACAGUAUCACUUUGCUUUGCUCCGGGCAGCCUGCUGCAGUUUAGGUCAACAUUAUACGAAGCUCGCCCUGUGUCAAGGCUGUGCAUGAUCAAAUUGAUGAGAGUGUCAUGUGGAGAUGUUACGUAAUAUGGGAUAGGUUAUUCUAGAGUUGUUUGUUGGUCAUUGUUAAACAGACCAGUGAAAAUAAAGAAAUAAAAAUAAGAUGGUAGUCGACUAAUAGUAUGAAAAUAAAUGGAAAUUGAUAUUAUUCAGGUUUGA
Humulus lupulus (European hop) is the source of this 1376-nucleotide messenger RNA. Its product is annotated as peroxisomal membrane protein 13-like. NCBI's taxonomy places the organism in Eukaryota, Viridiplantae, Streptophyta, Magnoliopsida, Rosales, Cannabaceae. The transcript has 5 exons. Bases 148 to 1098 code for a protein of 316 amino acids. Gene Ontology annotation, biological process: protein import into peroxisome matrix, docking. The record is from RefSeq and is a predicted model, not a curated record. Gene Ontology annotation, cellular component: peroxisomal membrane; peroxisomal importomer complex; peroxisome.